Molecule: messenger RNA, 1482 nt
Organism: Aspergillus alliaceus
Lineage: Eukaryota; Fungi; Ascomycota; Eurotiomycetes; Eurotiales; Aspergillaceae
Product: NAD(P)/FAD-dependent oxidoreductase
Exons: 1
Coding region: 167-1423 (418 amino acids)
Cellular component (GO): cytoplasm
Molecular function (GO): flavin adenine dinucleotide binding; electron-transferring-flavoprotein dehydrogenase activity
Source: RefSeq, a predicted model, not a curated record
CUUUAAAAUGCGCUCUGCUCAUUUCGAUCACAGGCUACGGUCUUUUCUGCUUCCCAGGACUCUGCCCAGCUUUAGAACCUCGAUUUAUCUAUCGAUUUUGAGCUCUUAUUCGUGAAUCUCGUUCGUACUAUACUACUAGAUUGCAACUGGGAACAAAACCAGCAGAAUGGCGACAGCAAGGCAUUGGAACAUUGUUAUUCUUGGAGGCUCUUAUGGAGGCGUGUCGACUGCCCAUUACCUCCUCAAACAUGUGGUGCCCAAGUUACCACAUCCAGAGGAAUAUCAAGUUAUUCUGGUUAGCGCAUCUUCGCACACGAUGUGCAGAUCUGCUUGCCCCCGUGCGCUGAUCGCAGACGAGUUCUUUGACCAAGAGAAACUCUUCGUUAGCAUCCCCAAAGUAUUCGAGCAGUACCAUGAUGACCCGAUUCGUAACUUUCGCUUUAUCCACGGCGCCGCAACAAAGCUAGAUCAUGCCAAUCGGAAUAUUUUCGUGAGUCCUACCGACGAGGAAACUGCAGAGACGAUUGACUUUCACGCUCUUGUGAUCGCGACCGGCUCGUCAACGCCUUCCCCUCUUCUGGGUCUGAACCGCGACAUCGGAGACCUUCGAGCAAAUUGGACGGCAUUUCGAAAAGCCUUGCCAACGGCCAAGAGUAUUGUCAUCUCUGGUGGGGGGCCAGCCGGUGUUGAGACUGCCGGUGAAGUUGGCGAAUAUCUAAACGGCCGUGCUGGGUGGUUCUGCUCCAAAUUGGCAAACCCCAAGGUGCCCAUCACAGUCGUCACUUCUGGGCCACAGAUCCUGCCACUCUUACGCCCUAGCCUUGCAAGCCUGGCAGAACAGUACCUUGCUCAAGUAGGAGUGACCGUCGUUAAGAACGCACGCGUCGUAGAUGUGGCACCUAGCGCCGACAGCGAGAAUGCGUUAACAGCGAGGACGACAGUGACUCUUGACAAUGGGCACACUCUCGACGGCGACCUGUACAUUCCCGCAACGGGUACAAGACCGAACGCUGGUUUCAUUGACCCAUCACUUUUGACAGCUGAUGGUCGUGUCGAGACCAACUCUUCGACUCUCCGAGUUGAGAAAGCCGGGCCGCGCGUGUAUGCAAUUGGUGACGUGUCAUCAUGGGCACGGCCAACUGUCCACUUUAUUGUCGAAGCAGUCCCGGUCCUUUGUGCUAAUAUUAAGCGGGACCUACUCCUCGCGGCCGGGACGGACGAGAGCUCCGCUGGCGAAGAUCGCUUGUUCAAGGAAGAUACUCGGGAGACCCAAAUAGUGCCAAUUGGGAGGAGCAAAGGUGUCGGGGCGGCCAUGGGGUAUCAGCUGCCGAACUUUCUGAUAUGGUUGAUGAAGGGGCGAGACUACUGGCUGUGGACAACUGACAAAUUGUGGAGUGGGAGGCAAUGGAGUAAGGAGCUUUGAUGGUAAUAUUUUGUCUGAUCUCGUAGCGCAUAAGUUUCAUUAGUACACGUAUCAUAAUG